Molecule: messenger RNA, 2004 nt
Organism: Lottia gigantea (owl limpet)
Lineage: Eukaryota; Metazoa; Mollusca; Gastropoda; Lottiidae
Exons: 14
Biological process (GO): wybutosine biosynthetic process; tRNA methylation
Molecular function (GO): tRNA methyltransferase activity; protein binding
Source: RefSeq, a predicted model, not a curated record
GUUCAAGGCACAAAUGAUAGCAGUAUCAUCAGUAAAGCCUCAAUGGUGACCCAGGGAUAUUUUGAAGAUCCGUUCUAUGAAUAUUUUGUCAACAAACAACUCAGACGUGCCCCUUUAAUCAACAGAGGUUAUUUUAUUCGUGUGAGAACAGUGGAUCAUGUGAUCCAGAAUUUUCUACAGAGAUUUCCAGGAAGGAAACAGAUUAUUUCUAUUGGCGCUGGUUUUGACACUAGUUAUUUUAGGCUAAAAUCAAAACAACUUUUACGAGACACAGUUUUUGUUGAGAUUGACUUUCCAGAGUUAGUGAAAAGAAAACACAAUUUGAUUUCAUAUCAUAAAGAAUUAAAUGAACUUCUCAGUGAAAAUGUGGUCAGUAAUGAAAAAUCUCCACUCCUAGAGUUGAACACAGUGGACUAUAAAUUAUUAGGAGUAGAUUUAACUCAGUUGAAUAUUCUCGAUGCAGCUCUUCUGAUGUGUGGAGUAGAUUUUGAAUUACCUACUCUUAUUUUGUCAGAAUGUGUUUUAACAUACAUGACACGAAGAUGUUCUACAUCAGUAGUAGGCUGGGGUAGUGAAACUUUCUCUAAUUCAAUCUUUGUUUUAUAUGAACAAAUACAUCCUAAUGAUGCCUUCGGUCUUUUUAUGCAAAAUCAUUUCCAUAUGGUUGGUUCACCGUUAAAAUGUAUCAAUUCUUACCCAACUAUAGACUCACAGAAACAAAGAUUUCUUAAACAGGGUUGGAAAUGGUGUGAAUCAUACAAUAUGAACCAGUUUUAUUACAAACUGCUCACUGAAGAAGAGCGACAGAAAGUGGAAAAGUUAGAACCUUUUGACGAACAUGAAGAAUGGCACGUCAAGUGUAGUCACUAUAUGAUACUGAUUGCCUAUUCAACAAGUGAUAUACACAGCAUCAUGGUUCCUGAUCCUGGCUCCUUAGGUAAACCCAUGUGUUUAGGUGAUGCUAUACCAAAUAAAAUCAGCAUGACACGUGUUGAGUUAGGUGAUCACACCAUCAAAAGAUACAGCCAUAUUUCUGGUUACCUAGGCAACAAGCAUAUUUUGAUAUUUGGUGGUUUUGGUGAACAAGAUGGCCGUCAUCAGCGUCUGACUGAAAUUUAUGUUUAUGAUGUGGAAAACAAUAAAAUCUGCCCCAAGCAAUUGAAGAUGUACAACACAGAUUGUAAGUUGUAUCCCAGAAUGCAUUUGGAUGCAGUAACCUUGACCAAUGGCAGCAUUGUAAUAGUGGGUGGUCGAAAUUCUCCUUAUAAAGUCUCAAAAGGUGUCUUAGUUGUGUCUUUAGCUUCUGAUGAUAUGGACUCUCAAGCAGACAAUCCAAUUCAUAUCGAGAAUGAAUCAGGAAGCAUCCCAGAACCAAGAUGGCGUCAUGCAAUAUGUAGUGUUAUCAUCAAAGGUACAGAAUAUGUGUAUCUCUAUGGUGGAAGAACUAUGUUAAAUUUAUGCCUGAGAGAUUCUUAUUUAUUAAAUACUAAAACAGGACAUUGGAAACAGCUGAGUUUUAAAGGAGUUACACCAGGUUCUGUUCAAUCCCACACUCUAACAGUAUGGAAAGAUCAGAUAGUCUUGUAUGGUGGCCUAGAUGCUUUAAUACAGCCCUUGUGUUCUGUUUACAUUCUAAAUAUAGAAACAUGGUCAUGGAACCAACUUGACAUAACUGGAACACUCUAUCCAAGAUAUUCUCAUACUAGUCAUGUGAUUGGUGAUAAAUUGAUCGUAACUGGUGGCGUGAAUCUAUCCCACAAUCCACCAGGCAUUGGUGUUAUCAAUCUUCAAACAGGACAGAGUCAAGAAUUUAAAUUACCAGAAAUGGAAAAGGAGAAAAUGAUUUUAUUUCAUCAACAUUCAAGUGUGUUGUUGUCUGAGUCCAGGUUAAUGGUGAUUGGAGGAGGGGGCAAUUGUUUUUCGUUCGGAACCCAUCUCAAUAUUACCCCUUUUAUUAUUGGCCUGAAACCUAUUCUUGAGGAACAGCAAUUUCCGACUGAAUGA